Nicrophorus vespilloides is the source of this 1046-nucleotide messenger RNA. RefSeq names its product dnaJ homolog subfamily C member 30-like. The transcript has 3 exons. Bases 229 to 912 code for a protein of 227 amino acids. NCBI's taxonomy places the organism in Eukaryota, Metazoa, Arthropoda, Insecta, Coleoptera, Silphidae. The record is from RefSeq and is a predicted model, not a curated record.
UAGACCACCAAGUUGACAUUAAACGCCUGCUGAUUCUCGUUGUAAACUGUGAUGAUUAAAUAACAUCUCUCGUUGAAAUCGUUUUGGUUGCGAUGUCUCUCCGAAAACUGCAUUUGAUUUUUAUCGCAACGAUAACAUUCCGCAAUCCUCUUACCUGAUCCCAGUGACAGUGACGUUUUUGGUUAGUGAUCCUAAUUCGCUCUUCAGGUGCAGGGUAAUUAAAUUAGCAUGAAGUGUGUGAAACUGCUGGGCAACAAUCUAACCUACAAGUACAUAGCCAGCAGCCUGUUCUCGAGAGGGAUAAGGACAUCGAAUGCAUGCCUCCAGCAGAAUCACUAUGAUGCCCUGGAGAUAUCACCGAAAGCAACACAGGCUGACGUCAAAUCAGCCUACUACAAACUAUCCAAGGUGUACCAUCCCGAUAGGAACAAGAACAGUGAGGAGGCUCAUCACAAGUUCAGAGCCAUCUCCGAAGCCUACGAAGUCCUUGGCAACGUCAGGCUGAGACGUCUCUAUGAUAAAGGUGUGCAUCAUAUUUCUGCAAAUUCGAGACCUCAGCCAGCUUACGAAGAACCCGAAGACGAUCCGACGACGAGGUUCUAUAGGUCGAGGGAGCACAGGCACAAACCUCCACCGCCGACGGGUCGGACUCCGAUUUACGAUUUCGAUGAAUGGACGAAAGCGCAUUACGGGGCGACGUUCCAAAAGGACAGGAUGAGGCGAAAGCAUACAGAGUAUAAGCGAGUCGCCGAGGUCGAGGAUAGCAACAACGCGAAGAGGGAUCGCUUCUUGAUUGGAAUGGGCGCAGCGCUGAUCAUAAUGUUCUACAUAGUUUCGGAAUUCGGAAACGCCGACAAAGUUACGUAUCAACGAGGAGGGAACGAAAUACCGUCAGAUUUGAACAGGAAAUAGUGAAAUUUUUUAGUUUAAAUCUAUUUUUAAUUUCUUCUUCUUUCGCGAUGUGAUAGAAAUCAGGUUCACGCCACUCGACAUUCAUUUUACUUGUAUAUAUAUUUGUUAUAAAUAAAAUUUACUUAUAAUUUUAA